This is a messenger RNA of Knipowitschia caucasica, 939 nucleotides long. NCBI's taxonomy places the organism in Eukaryota, Metazoa, Chordata, Actinopteri, Gobiiformes, Gobiidae. The record is from the annotation of a GenBank genome assembly.
AUGAGCGCGGAUCUAGAGCCGGUUUCGCUCUGCACGGCUCGCCUCGGCUCCGGUGGGGAUGGUGGUGGUGGUGACGAUGGGGGACCGGCCGGACGCGCGCUCUCGGCCAAUGUGCGCCGUCUCCACAACUCGCUGAACGUGCUGCUGGAUGAGGUGGAGCGAGAGCAGUUCAUCCACUGUCUCAACGUGUACCACGCCAAACGGAACGUGUACGACCUGGUGCAGACGCUCAGGGUGAUCCUCAGCACGGGAGCCAAAAGACAGCUGCUCCCCAUGCUCCGACUGGUCAUCCCGCGCUCUGACCAGCUGCUGUUUGACCAGUACACGUCCGAAGGGCUGUAUCUCAAACCGGAGUUACUGGCCGUUAACGGGACAGCGGAGGGGUGCGAGGAGGGGGAUGAUCUGGCGCUGCAGAGGUAUGUGGCGUGUAUCCAGGAGCAGAGCAGCGGCUGCGGCGGCGGGCUCAGCUUCUGGGACUGGCCGUGUUUGGGAGAGGUGCGGAAGGUGACCCUGACUCGGGCGCGCAGCCUGGAGGGUCUGGGCUUCAGCAUCAGGGGCGGGGCAGAGCACGGCGUGGGCAUCUACGUGUCUCUGGUGGAACCAGAGUCCUUCGCUGAGAGGGAGGGGCUGCGGGUCGGCGACCAGAUAGUGACCGUCAACAAUAUGAUGUUUGAUGGAGUGACGCACAACGAGGCUGUCAAGCCAGACGAUGAGUGGAAGGAGGUGGGUUGGAGUUUGAUUGACAGUGUGCAUUACGGACCCUUGUUGGAGGCUGGUGACUGUCUCAUCUCUUUGUGGCGGCUGUCUUUGUGCAGGAGACACAUCAGUGACACCGAGCCCCUGUCCGCUCGUCUUGUCAAGGUUAACAGGAUUUGUGAGUUUGGAGCUGCCGCCUUCACUCAGGCUGGACCCACUCUGAGGCAUGACGACUCAGAGUGA